This is a messenger RNA of Hypoxylon fragiforme, 1881 nucleotides long. Its product is annotated as MFS general substrate transporter. The record is from RefSeq and is a predicted model, not a curated record. Gene Ontology annotation, biological process: transmembrane transport. Gene Ontology annotation, molecular function: transmembrane transporter activity. Bases 1 to 1881 code for a protein of 626 amino acids. The transcript is spliced from 2 exons. Lineage: Eukaryota; Fungi; Ascomycota; Sordariomycetes; Xylariales; Hypoxylaceae.
AUGAACGAGGUGGAUCGUGAGCUCAUUCGAGCUGAGGAGGAUGCUCGGCAACCGGCUUCUCCCACUCAACGACCUCACCGUGCCAGUAAUGAAGUCGAACGAAUUAUCUCGGCUUCUUCCGUAUCAACAUCUUCUAGCGAAGUCGCCGUGCGGCGAAACAUAGGAACUAUGAGUCGCAUUCCCACGUCGCGGGACCUCGAAAGACAUCCUACCGAACUCAGCCGAAUCAAUACUGCCCGAAGUCAACAUGACGCAACUGUCGGACGAAGUGUUAGGAGUCGAGAUUCCAGAAAACCAUUACCUGCCUUCGGUGCCGGUAAACCAUUUCCGCCACCUUUGCCGGAUCAAGAGGAAUAUGUCGUCGAGUUUGAUGGACCCGAUGAUCCAUACCACGCGCAAAAUUGGUCACUAAAGAAGAAGCUUCUCACAGCUGCCAUGCUUGGUUAUACUACUAUGACUUCUGCUUUCGCAUCUAGCAUCUUCUCGGCCGCAACCCCGGCCGUCGCCGCGGAAUUUGGUGUCAGUACGGAAGUCGGUAUCUUGGGCGUAUCCCUCUUCGUCGUUGGUUUCGCAACCGGUCCGACAUUCUGGGCACCAUUAUCCGAAUUAAAGGGGCGACGUUUACCUGUCGUGAUAGCCAUGUUCGGAUUCUCGGUCUUCUCUAUCGCAUGUGCUGUGGCAAAGGAUUUACAAACUCUACUCAUAUGUCGCUUCUUUGCCGGUUUCUGUGGCGCUUGCCCGCUAGCUGUCGUCGCUGCUAUAUUCUCGGAUAUGUUCAACAACGCGACUCGAGGUGUCGCUAUCACCAUUUUCUCCAUGGCAGUUUUCUCCGGACCACUGCUGGCCCCUUUUAUAGGAGGAUUCAUCGUUCAGUCAUACCUAGGGUGGCGUUGGACUAUGUACCUCAUAAGCAUUAUGGGCUUCGUCGCAUUUGCCCUCGACCUAUUCUUUUUGCGCGAGACCUACCCUCCUGUAAUCCUGAUCGAGAAAGCGGCUGAGUUACGUCGCCGCACUAGGAAUUGGGGUAUUCAUGCCAAACAAGAAGAGAUUGAGGUUGAUUUCAAGGAAUUAGUCCAGAAGAAUUUCCUUCGUCCCAUGCGACUUCUAUUUACCGAACCCAUCAUCACCCUCCUAUCCAUAUACAUGGCCUUCAUUUAUGGAUUACUCUAUCUAUUCCUCACAGCUUAUCCCAUUGUCUUCAUGGGAGUUCAUCACUUCAACUCGGGUCAAUCAGGUCUGGCUUUCUUUGGAAUGAUCCUUGGACAGCUCGUAGCAGGCACUGUAGUGCUACUCGACCAACCUCGGUAUCAGCGUAAGCUCGCCGCCAAUGGUGGUGUACCCAUCCCGGAAUGGCGUCUCCCCAUUGUGAUCGCCGGUGGUGUGUCCUUCACUGGUGGUAUCUUCUGGUUUGGUUGGUCAGGUUAUCGAUCCGAUGUUCAUUGGAUUGUGCCAGCUGCUUCAGGUCUUAUGACUGGUUUCGGUCUCAUGGGCAUUUUCCUCCAGGCCCUAAAUUACCUUGUCGAUGCUUACCUCAUGUUCGCCGCUUCAGCCAUCGCGGGCAACACCUUCCUUCGAUCACUCUGUGGUGCUGGAUUCCCGUUGUUUGCUACGUAUAUGUUCAACGGAAUGGGCAUCCAAUGGGCUUCUACGUUGUUAGGUUGUGUAGCAGCAGCCCUCGUGCCAAUCCCGGUCUUGUUUUACAUGUACGGUGCUAAGAUUCGGCAAAGGAGCCAAUUCGCUCCAAUGAUGUCGGGUAAUACUCCAGGACUUUCCGCCGCGGCUAAGACUAGUGAUGACACCGCAGUGGAAGGCGAUAGUCCGGUGGAUCACGCCGCUGCCUCUAACGUCCCCAGAAGGGAUGUUGAGUCGGAAAAGAUUUAA